Molecule: messenger RNA, 1121 nt
Organism: Jatropha curcas
Lineage: Eukaryota; Viridiplantae; Streptophyta; Magnoliopsida; Malpighiales; Euphorbiaceae
Source: RefSeq, a predicted model, not a curated record
AGUAAUAACCUGUUUCAAUAGCAUUUAAUUGCAAAGAGAAACAUUCCUUCGCUAUUAUUACCUCAUAAAUCAAAAUGCAUUUAAUUGCAAAUAUUCCUUCGCUACUAACUGGAAUAAAAAGUCCUAAAAUGAAUAAUAAAGAGCCCAAAUGGUCAUUGAAGGCACAAAUUUCUCAUCCUCCAAAUGAGAGACGCUCUGCUAAUUACCAACCAACUACGUGGAGCUACAGCUUUUUGCAGUCCUUAAAGAAUGAUAACGCAGAUUUGCUGUACAAAGACAAGGCAAGAAAGCUAGAGGAUGAAGUGAGGAGUGUAAUUAAUGAUGAAAGUAAGGAGUUUUCGACAAUUCUUGAACUGAUUGAUGACAUCCAAAGGUUGGGUUUAGAGUAUCUCUUCAAGAAAGACAUAAACAAAGUGCUUGAUAGAUUCCAAGCUCGGGGAGGAUGUAAAGUUAUGUCCAACAAAUCUCUUCAUGUUGUUGCUCUCAGCUUUAGACUUCUCAGACAACAUGGUUAUCAGGUUUCUCCAGAUGAAUUCAGGAAUUUCAUGGACAAAGAUGGUAAUCUGGAAGAACGCUUCAAGAAGGAUGAAAAAGGAAUUUUGAGUCUAUACGAAGCUUCAUUUUUCUCCUUUGAAGGAGAAUUUCUAUUAGACAAUGCAAUGACACAAACAAGAACACAUCUCAAUAACCUUAUUAAGAAUAACUCAGACAUUAGCCACGCUCUUGAGCUUCCGUUGCGUCGGCGAAUGGUUCUGUCGGAAGCACGCUGGUAUAUUGAAGCAUAUGGUAAAAGGGAAGAAGUAAACCCUUUGUUACUUGAACUUGCAAAGCUGAAUUUUAGUAUGGUGCAAUCUGUACUCCAAAGAGAUCUUAAAGAAAUGUCAAGGUGGUGGAACAAUUUGGAACUAGCAAAACAUUUGAGGUUUAGUAGAGACAGACUAAUGGAGUGCUUCUUUUCGACAGUUGGAAUGGCCUUUGAGCCACAAUUUAGCAGAUGUCGUAAAGCAUUAACAAAAGUCGCUUCUUUCAUUACUACCAUUGACGAUGUAUAUGAUAUUUACGGCACUUUGGAUGAAUUGCAGCUGUUUACAGAAGCUCUUGAGAGGCGAUUAUCUUUGUAG